Messenger RNA from Daphnia magna, 2523 nucleotides. RefSeq names its product soluble guanylate cyclase 89Db. Gene Ontology annotation, biological process: cGMP biosynthetic process; nitric oxide-cGMP-mediated signaling; response to oxygen levels. Gene Ontology annotation, molecular function: heme binding; oxygen sensor activity; guanylate cyclase activity. The coding region runs from base 261 to 2171 and encodes 636 amino acids. Gene Ontology annotation, cellular component: guanylate cyclase complex, soluble. The transcript has 12 exons. The record is from RefSeq and is a predicted model, not a curated record. Lineage: Eukaryota; Metazoa; Arthropoda; Branchiopoda; Diplostraca; Daphniidae.
CGGAAAUUUUUCAUUUGGAGAAAGUUUUAUCUUGCGCAUGGCGCUAGGAAGUUGCGUGCCAGCAUCUCUCAUGCGUAAAAAGCUCCGGCGUAUAUAACUCGGCCCCAUGUAAAGAAAGAAGACACUCCUCAACUUAUUCAUUUAUCUCCUGCCAAUUACGAAGUAACGAGCCGUCGACAAACAUUUUGAACUUCUUCAUUUUCAUCAGAAACUUAGGCUGUUCCUUGUGAAAACUGGUUCGUGUGAAAAAUCUAUUCAACAUGUACGGCAUGAUAUUUGAAACUAUUCAAAACAUCUUUCAGGUGGAGUAUGGAGAUGAACUAUGGGAUGCUCUUCUAGAACGGACGAAAUAUGGCAAACGCACCGUUUUUUGUACGCAUCACAUUUAUCCUGACGACUUGGUGAUGCAAUUAGCCAAUGCAGCUGUCGAAGUAAUCGGCAAUGGAUUAACGCAAUUGGAUUUCCUCAAUUACUUUGGACGAUGUUUCAUCCGCUCCUUUGACAAGUACGGUUAUGAAAAAAUAAUUAAGGUUUGCGGUCGAUACUUUUGCGAUUUCUUGACCGGCAUUGACAAUAUCCAUUUGCAAAUGAGAUACAUGUUUCCGAAAAUGGUUUCGCCCAGCAUGUAUAUCUCACACGAAGAUGUGGAUGGCGUUUUACUACAUUACAGAACACCACGCAAUGGACUCUGUCCUUACCUCCGAGGACUGCUCCUUCAAAUUGCUGAAGACUACUUUGGUAUUCAACUCGAUGUAACCGAGUUGCCCAGCGAGCCUUCUGGAGAAGAUGAAUACAACCAGUAUAGGUUCCGAUUGAACUUUAACAAUCGGGACUAUUUGGCUAGUCAGAAGUACAUGAAUGGUAGCAAUCUUGGACUUGAACGGAAAAUGAUGGCUGCUACCCCGCUGUCAAGCAAUACAUUACUGCAGCUGUUCCCGUUUGGCUUGAUCUUCCGCUCCGAUCUUAAGAUCAUAAGCACAGGAAAACAACUGAAAAUCAUGUUCCCAGACAAAGGAUUAUUUGGCCAGGCUCUUCCUGGAAUAGCUAAAAUGCGUCGUCCAAAAGUCGAUCUCACUUGGGACAAUGUGCUUAGCUUGCAAAAAGUUAUGUGCGAACUCGAGAUGCUGAUUAACCAACGAGAAAACGAAGGAAUCUGUAAUCCUGCGUACGCAUUGAUGAGGAAUAAUGCUGACCAAUCCCGUCGAUUAUUUCUGCAAGGGCAGUUCCGCUACCUCGAAGAUUGGGAAGCUGUGAUGUUUCUUUGCAACCCUAUAGUUAAUAAUCUAACUGAUCUCGAUGAACUUGGGCUUAAACUCGAUGACCUGAGUAUGCACGGCAACGGUCGUGAGAUGGUUAUGGGAGGAUUACAACAUAAUUCCCGUCUAGAAGACCUCUAUGAACGAGCAGAAGAGAGAUCGAUGGAGUUGGAAAAAACUCAUCAGUUGCUUGCGGAGUGGACGGAACGUGGUGAUCAGCUCCUUUUUUCCAUGAUCCCGAAGUCAGUCGCAGAUAAUUUACAAAGUGGGACACAUCCAGUUGAUACGUGCCAGGUAAACUUUGAAAGUAUAACAGUGCUCUUUGUGGAGCUUACCAACUUCGAUAUUAACGCAGAUAAUGCUAUGGAGAUGGUCAAAUGUAUGAAUGCAGUUUUUUCUCAAUUGGAUAAUGUCAUUGAUCGACACAAUGUUUAUAAAGUAGAGACAGUUGGAAAAGUUUACAUGGUCGUUGGAGGUGCACCAGAAAAAAAUGAUUCACACGUCAGAGAUAUUGCAUUAGUUGCCCUGAGUUUCCGAGAUGAAAUUGAAGAACUUGCCGUCAAAGCCGGAAUGGACGUUCGAAUUCGAACAGGUUUUCAUUCUGGCUCGGCUGUCGCCGGUGUAGUCGGAACGAAGAUGCCGAGAUAUUGCUUUUUCGGAGACACUAUCAACACCGCAUCAAGAAUGCAAUCGUCUAGUGAAUCAGGGAAAAUUCAAAUGUCAUCAACCUCUUAUGGCCUCCUACAAUCGUUUUCCGGAUUUGUCUGCCAAAAACGAGGUCUAGUGACUGUUAAGGUAAACCUUACAACUAUUAGUAUACGAUGCAUGGUGAUUCCAACAUAUUUUGUUAUGCAAUCAAUAGGGCAAAGGAGAAAUGCAGACCCAUUGGCUGCUUCAGUAUCAACCAUCCGCUAACUAAACUAUUCGGAUGGUUUGGGUUUUAGAUAACACUGUCAGUCGUUGAAAUGUCGCAAACUAUUAUUCACGAGUCAAUUCCUCGUACUGGAAUUCAUAUAGUGAUUGAGCUUUAAAUUUACUAUAAUAAAGAACUAGUGUAGAUUUACGUGGGUGCACAAAAGGUAUUUGGAAGGGGAGAAGGGGGUAGUAUUCUUUUAAAGGCAACGCAAUCAAUCGUGCAUUCUUAUGUUGUACCUACAAUUUGCUACCUGCUGUUGUGCCGCCUCUUGCGUGAAACUCCAGCAACAUUUAGAUUGGAUUUCCUGUUGUACAACUUUUUUAACGUAUAAAUAAAUGGUUAGGGAAUUUU